CGGUUGCUAAGAACGUCUGUUUUCCGGCAGCUGGCUGGUCUCGGUUGCCUGGCGUCACUUGGAAGCGUCUUCCUCGUAUGGUUGCUAUCAGGACGCGAAAGAAACAACCUACUUCUGGGGGCUCGAUUUAAAAUAUCUAUGAAAUGUAAUAUUGUUAUUCUGAGAAUUAAGGGCAUUUAACAAUGUGAUGUUGACAAAACGGGAGCGGAUUUGAUUUCCUUCUACUCGAGACUUUGGAUAUGAAAGGGCACAGACAUAUUUGACAAUGGGGGAUGUCUUGGCUUAUGAAUCUGACCUCCUUGGUCUAGUUAAGGAGUAUUUAGCAUUUGGUGAUUUUGAGGAAACUGUGAAAGUUUUCGAGAAAGAAUGCAAGAAUAAAGGAAAGCCUGUUCCGAAAAGUGCAAGAAAUGUCUUGCGAGAUUCAAAAACCUUAAUUAUUCAGAAGGAUAUGAUUACCUCGUUUGAAGAUGGAGAUAUGAAGGUGUUCCUGGACCUGUGGGCAGAACAUGUUCCAGCUCAGGUUCGAGACUGUGACCUUCUCGCCCAGAAGCUGGAGUUCUAUCUGCACAUACACUUUGCCGUCUACCCUCUGAAAAAUCCCCUGGGGAAGCUUGACAGGGAGGAUUUGGAUGAAAGGAUCAUUCACUUUAAGCAUUACCUGGAGACCAGAGGAGCAGCACUGAGCCAGACCACAGAGUUUCUGCCGUUCUACGCCCUGCCCUUCGUACCCAACCCCACAGUGCACCCCUCCUUCAAGGAACUCUUCCAGGAAUCUUGGACUCCUGAGUUGAAGAGGAGACUGGAAUCAUUUCUGUCUGUGACACUGAAAGCCUGCAGUACGCCAAAGCUUCUCACUCUAUAUAAGGAGAACAGGCAAGGCAAUAAAGAGGCGCUGAACAGUUUGCAGCAGCAGCUGCUGGAGGCGGAGAGGAAAGCUGCGACCUACAUGAAAAAGUACAAGAAGAUGCAGGCUGACUACCACAACCUCAUUGGGGUCACCGCAGAGCUGGUGGACUCACUGGAGGCUGCUGUGAAUGGCACAAUGAUCACACCUGAAUAUCUCCAGAGUGUCUGUGUGCGUCUGUUUAGCAAUCAGAUUAGACAAAGCGUGGCCCAGAGCAUUGACUUCACAAGGCCUGGGACGGGAUAUUACUCUAUGAGCCCUUAUGACAAUGAUGGUGGAUAUGCAUCGUCCUUGCUGAGAGCAUCCAUUGCCCCUCCGAAGUCCACAGACGUGCCGUUGCUGCCCUCCUUGGCCUACAAGAAGCUGAAGAAAGACCUGAUUUACGGAACCGAUCGUCUGAAGGCCCUGCUGUUGCAAGCGCUUCGCUGGAGAUUAACCAGAUCACUCCAUGGAGAGCAGAGGGAGACUGUCCUGCAGGCUUACAUCGGCAACGAUUUGCUUGACUGCCACAGCAACCACCAGAGAAAUGUACUUCAGCUGCUCAAUUCCAAGAGCGAGGUUGUCCGACAGUACAUGGCACGGCUGAUCAACGCUUUCGCCUCACUCGCAGACGGGCGCAUGUAUCUGUCCCAGAGCCCUGUGUUAUUAACCAUGUUGGAGAACACGGUGAAGGCAGAGGAGAAGGAUUCGCCCACAAGGGAGAAUGUGCUGGGUGCACUGCAGAAGCUCAGCCUACGGCGCAGUCUGCAGUCUCUUAUGAUCGGGGGUGAGAUUAUACUGUGGCUGGUGAAUCUGCUGGAGGAUGCAGACUGUCUUUCCGAUUACACCUUGGAGUACUCUGUGGCUCUGCUGAUGAACCUGUGCCUCAGGACAGCAGGAAAGAAGAAAUGUGCAGAACAUGCUGCACACGUGCUGAAGGUUUUGUCUGAUCUUCUGGGGCACGAUAACCAUGAGAUUCGCCCCUAUGUGAACGGCGCUCUCUACAGCAUUCUGGCUGUUCCUUCAGUCCGGGAGGAGGCGAGAGCCAUGGGAAUGGAAGAGCUCCUGAGGUGCUUCAGCAAGGAAGGGAACGCUGAGAUGAACAGGCAGAUUGAGUUUAUCAUCAAGCAGCUCAAUUCAGAAGACGUUUCAGAAGACGGGGUUGACUCGGACGAUGAAGAUGAAGAUGAUGAUGAAGAAGAUCAGGAUGCGAUGGAAGCAGAUUUGGACAAAGAGGAGGUUCUUCAGCCCCAGCCCAGGGAACUGUCUGGAGAGACAUUGCUGACCACAGAGUACCUGGGAAUAAUGACUAACAUGGUGAAGGCAAAGAGGAAGAUGGCACCAGCCCUGAGCCACGUCAUUGACGAGCCACUGCAACGACCAGUCACACCCAGCUCCCACAGGACCACCUUUGCACACGAAUCCAGGCCCAGCAGUGAUUCCCAUUACUCAAGUAACAUGAACAUAAGUAAAGACGUCCAGUCGAGGCACAGCGCUCGCCCUCCGACUCGCAGUGGGAGUCGACCCAACACCUCUGACUACUGCAGCCUUGCCAUGUCCGUGGACACAGAAGCCUCUAGACUUUUCUCCCCGGGUUCAGGGAUUAAGCAGCAAUUUGAGGCUCUUUCUCUCCAGUCGAUAUCAGACCAGACACCUGAAGAGCCCAGCAGUUAUGGUGACUUCAACCCUGGAUUCUCCAGUCACCCCAAGAUUCCUCAGACCCCUGAGGUUUUAAGCCCAAGCCCCCGAAAGCACCGGACCCCGACCAUUGCACCCCAGUUCUCCCAGUCUGGACCACAGCAGACCAGUCGGCCCAGCUCCGCAGGAUCUUCUGGGAGGAGCAGACAGAGCAGCCAGUCAUACAGGAAAUGAAAACAGACCUUUCGGCACGGGAGUCAGCUGACCCCGAGACUCCAGAGAUUGAUCCAGCUUCAUGUAACCCCAUCCAGAUCACAGCAGCAGAGACUUCAGCAGCAUUGAGACGCGGAACAAUCCAUCAGAUUGUAGCUCCAGCUGCUCAUAGAACUGCUUUGUAAUACUGGAAUAUGGAAGACUCUCUGCAAUAAGUGUAACAAACACCUUUUAUUGUGUUGCUGUUAACACUGCAGGUGUUCGCUUUCAUGCUGAUGAAUCAUCUUGUCAUUUUUUGGAGCAGAUUGUAUUUCAAAUACUACCUUCUUUCAAGAUGGAAGAGUGCCCUUUACAAAUAGAAAAAAAAAGAGGGGGUCAAAUAUAAUCCACGUCGUAAAGGGAAACCGUUUAUCAAAAAAUAAAAAAUAAAAAAAAAUAAAAAUCUGUUCUUGAGAAAUACCAUAAAGAGCUUCUGAGGAUGUCCUCGUGGCAGGAAGAAAACAAAUAAAAUAGUUUUGGUAUUUUUCAAAAAAUAUUUCCUUCCUUGGGUGUUGGGGGGGGAUGCGAUUCCCAAUAAAAAAAAAAAAAAACAGGAUUACUAGCUUGUUUUCUGUUUAGUUAUUUUUUGUCAUUAAUUCACAGCCCUAGAGAAAGACUAAAACACACUUCUAAGUAAAUAAUCUAAAUUUGGGACACCAGUCC
Messenger RNA from Polyodon spathula (Mississippi paddlefish), 3436 nucleotides. RefSeq names its product lisH domain-containing protein ARMC9. The record is from RefSeq and is a predicted model, not a curated record. Gene Ontology annotation, molecular function: protein binding. Gene Ontology annotation, biological process: cilium assembly. Gene Ontology annotation, cellular component: ciliary basal body; centriole; ciliary tip. The coding region runs from base 266 to 2755 and encodes 829 amino acids. Lineage: Eukaryota; Metazoa; Chordata; Actinopteri; Acipenseriformes; Polyodontidae. The transcript is spliced from 26 exons.